Gadus morhua (Atlantic cod) is the source of this 3606-nucleotide messenger RNA. Its product is annotated as angiopoietin-related protein 7-like. The transcript is spliced from 6 exons. The record is from RefSeq and is a predicted model, not a curated record. Lineage: Eukaryota; Metazoa; Chordata; Actinopteri; Gadiformes; Gadidae. Gene Ontology annotation, molecular function: extracellular matrix structural constituent; protein-macromolecule adaptor activity. The coding region runs from base 643 to 2091 and encodes 482 amino acids. Gene Ontology annotation, cellular component: fibrinogen complex. Gene Ontology annotation, biological process: blood coagulation, common pathway; platelet aggregation; fibrinolysis.
GUGUGCUGCAUACAUACACACACCAGACACACACAUCAGACAAACACACACCGGACACACACAACAGACACACAAAAACCAGACACACAACAGGAUCAUCACAAGCUCUUUUCCUUUGAGGACUAUUUGGAGGAAAAGUGGGCAUGGCCCGGGUCCUAGUGGACUACAGGUGGGCGUGGCCCGGAUCCUAGUGGACUACAGGUGGGCGUGGCCCGGAUCCUAGUAGACUACAGGUGGGCGUGGCCCGGGUCCUAGUGGACUACAGGUGGGCGUGGCACGGGUCCUAGUGGACUACAGGUGGGCGUGGCCAGGGACCUGGUGGACUACAGGUGGCCGUGGCCAGGGACCUGGUGGACUACAGGUGGGCGUGGCCAGGGACCUGGUGGACUACAGGUGGGCGUGGUCAGGGACCUGGUGGACUACAGGUGGGCGUGGCCCGGGACCACUACAGGACUACAGAUGGAUUUUGGGGCGGGGCCUUUGGACUACAACAGAAACAGUUUUCUUUGUUUCCCGAAGCCACGCCUUCUGGGAACAGGAGUGAUGAUGAGCAAGAAUGAACAAGCUGAUUGGACGAUAAAGGUCACCAGCCACAUGUAAUGCAGAAGGAACUGAUUGGCUGGACAACACAAUUGAAGCAGGAUGUACUUCCUGUCUGUCUUCCUGCCUGCAGUCCUGUUGGCUGUAGUUCUCGGCCAAUCAGAGGGCUUGUCAGAAACACACCCUGAGAUAAACUCAGACACACAUAGAGAAAUACACUUAGACACACACUUAAACGCACACGCGGACACACUGGCAGACACACACUUGGACACAUACUCGGACACACACUCGGACACACACGCGGACACACACGCGGACACACACGCGGACGUCCCUGACGACGACUACGGCGAGGCGGACUGGGACUCCUCUCCCUUCCUCCCGGACCGCCCCCCGGGGCGGGGCCAGGCCGGGGGGCGGGGCCUGGACUGUGAGGGGGGGUGCGGGGGGCUGGAAGUGACCCUGGUCCCGCAGGGGCCCGACCCCCACCGCUGCCCCGACCCGUUCCGCUGCUCAGAGCUGGCCUCUGGUUGGCUGAAGCAGAACCAGGAGGGGCGGGGCCAGCUGGAGGACCUGAAGGAGAGCACCUCCCAGCUGCUGUCAGAGCUGAGGAGACAGACACACCGGGUCAGCGCGCUGGAGCAGGCCAGCGGCCCGGUCCUGAGGUGGAGGCGCGGGGAGGAGGAGCAGCAGGAGGUGCAGCUCCUCCUGUCGCUCCACUCCGUCCUCCUCCACCAGCUGGGGGCGGAGCUACAACUCCUCUCCACCUCCCUGAAGCCCCGCCCCCCCGGCUGCACCGUCAACAUCCUCCAAUCAGGGGGCUCGCCCAGCCUGAGUGACACCCUUCACCCCGAGCUGCACCAUGUGUCAGUGUGUCCGGUGGAUUGUGCGUCCCUCUUCCUCAGUGGUGUGCGUCGGUCGGGGGUCUACAGCGUGGUGCCGGGGGGGUCCCGACCAAUCAGAGCGUCCUGUGACAUGGAGACCGACGGGGGGGGUUGGACCGUGGUCCAGAGGCGUGAGGGCGGGGCUCUCAGCUUCAACCGUGAUUGGAUAGCGUACCGGGAGGGGUUCGGCCUGCCGGAGGCGGAGCACUGGCUGGGGAAUGAGGUCAUCCACCUGCUGACCAAUCAGGGGCCCUACAGCCUGCGCAUAGACAUGGAGGACUGGAGCCACGCCCACAAACACGCCCACUACAGCAGCUUCAGUCUGGAAGGCGGGGCCGAGCGCUACCGGCUGCACGUGUCGGGGUUCAGCGGCUCCGUGGGUGACUCAUUCGGCCGCUACCAUGACAACCAGGUGUUCAGCACACCGGACACCGGAAACAUCUGCUCUGAGAUCAGCCACGCCGGCUGGUGGUUCAGACACUGUUUCCAUAGCAACCUCAACGGGGUCUACUACAAGGGCGGGCACUACUCCCCCCAGGGCCCUAACGUCCUGGGUCCUGACGGGGUGGUCUGGUUCUCCUGGAGACGCUCCGACUACUACAGCCUCCGCUUCGUCUCCAUGAUGGUCCGCCCCCGAAGCUUCACCGCACACCUAUCGCCAUAGCAACGGGCCCACCGCACACCAGUCUCCAUAGCAACGGACCCACCGCACACCCGUAUCCAUAGCAACGGACCCACCCCACACCCGUCUCCAUAGCCACGGACCCACCGCACACCCGACUCCAUAGCAACAGGACCUGGAGCACAACCGUUUCCAUAGCAACAGACCUGCAGAACACCUGUCUCCAUAGCAGCCAGUACCAGAGCACACCCGACUCCAUAGCAACAGGACCUGGAGCACAACCGUUUCCAUAGCAACAGACCUACAGAUCACCUGUCUCCAUAGCAGCCAGUACCAGAGCACACCCGUCUCCAUAGCAACCAGACCCAGAGGAGACUAGUCUCCAUAGCAACCGGACCCUGAGCACACCUGUCUCCAUAGCAACGGGAUCCGUGGUAUACCGGUCUCUAUAGAAACAGGACCAGCUGUGACACCCCUGGGAGAGCAGAUCUCUGAUUUUUGGGUUACUAGCGAGUCGUGAGCUAGUACUGUUGAGGUGGUAGUUAACUGGUUUAGUAAGCUGGCAUUGUUAAAAGCACUGGUGUAGUAAGCUAGUUAAUGAGUCCUGUUUAAAACAACGAUAAUAAAGUUUGAACAAAUACAAUUAUUUGUCGACCCCGAGGAGACCCCAACCCUGAGGUGAAACCCGACCCCCAGGCGACCUCUGACCCCCAGGUCACCCCCCCAUGGAGCCGGGCUCCGGUCGCCGUCUCACGGUCUCCAUGACGACGUGGUGCUCCGGACCGUUCCGUAUGUGAACCCAACGAGGCCGAUCCCCAUGGUAACCCGCUGAUCACCAUGGUAACCCACUGAUCCCCAUGGUAACCCGCUGAUCACCAUUGUAACCCGCUGAUCCCCAUGGUAACCCGCUGAUCCCCAUGGUAACCCGCUGAUCCCCAUGGUAACCCCCUGAUCCCCAUGGUAACCGCUGAUCACCAUGGUAACCCGCUGAUCCCCAUGGUAACCCGCUGAUCACCAUGGUAACCCGCUGAUCAUCAUGGUAACCCACUGAUCACCAUGGUAACCCGCUGAUCACCAUGGUAACCCACUGCCACGGCAACAAAAGCGGUUUUAUUGAAGACACACUUUAGUAGGGCAGAUAUUUAAUAUGUCAACAACACAAAGACAACAACCUGAUAACUGUAAAGUAUUAGAACACAACAACAACAACACGCUAACUAUAAAGGAAGACCCUGAGCAGUCCCACACGCCUCAGGACAUAAACGUCCCUCAUUGAAGCUAAACUGAACUGUGGCUAAAGUCGCUCUGAGGGCUAACGAGGAAUAACUUCUUUGACUCACUUCAGACGUCUGCCUCCAGUGAAGUGAUGGUAGAACCAUGUCGGUACGAUGUAUCAUAUAAAUAUUAUCCACUUAUUUCAUCCUAUGGAUUUAAUACAUUCAAAUACCCCAUGUAGCUAUAUGUGCUAACUGUAGCAUGAAGCUAUGUGCUAACUGUAGCAUGUAGCUAUGUGAUGUAGCUAUCUGCUAACUGUAGCAUGUAGUUAUGAGCUAACAG